CCGCAGGGCGGCUCGGCGGGCAAAGGCACGGCCCUGCGCAACAACUCGGACGCCGACGUGGUGCUCUUCCUCAGCCGCUUCUCCAGCUACGUGGAGCAGCGCCAGGAGCACCCCAGCAUCCUCAAAUUCAUCGAGAAGCGGCUCCACGAGUGCAGGCAGAGGCUGUCGUUCACCGUCAGCAUCAGCCCGCCCCGCUACAAGGGCCGCUCCCUCAGCCUCACGCUCUUCUCCAACACCGAGUCCAUUGAAGUCGACAUCCUGCCCACCUACGAUGCCCUGGGGCAGGUGACACAGGAUGGCCCGCCGGACCCACAGGUCUACGUCCAACUGCUGGACGCGUGCAGCAGCCCUGGGGAAUUCUCCACCUGCUUCACUGAGCUGCAGAAGAAGUUUGUGAGGCGCUGCCCCGCCAAGCUGAAGGACCUGGUGCGCCUGGUCAAGCACUGGUACAAGAAGAUGCUGAAGCCACAGUACCCCGGUGCAGACCUGCCCCCCAAAUACGCCCUGGAGCUGCUGACCAUCUAUGCCUGGGAGCAGGGCACAGGCAGCGAAGACGCCUUCAACAUGGCUGAGGGCUUCUGCACCGUGCUGAAGCUGCUCUGCCAGUACAAGGACAUCUGCGUCUACUGGGAGAAGUACUACUCGCUGCAGCACGGGCAGAUUGGCACCCGCCUGAAGCAGCUGCUGCAGAUGCCCCGCCCCGUCAUCCUGGAUCCCGCCGAUCCCACCGGCAUCCUGGGCCAGGGCAAGCAAUGGGACCUGGUGGCCAAGGAAGCUGCCUGGAGUUGCUCUUCCCUGCCCAGCCUCAUCAACACCCGCCCCUGGAACGUGCAGCCGGCCAAGCCCGUGACGUUGGAGGUGAAGGAGCUGCAGGGCGCCAGGCUGCACAUCACCGUCAGCCCCAGCACCACCAUCUGGCAGCUGAAGGAAGAGAUCGAGCGGAAAUGGGGCAUCUCCCGCUACCAGCAGCGCCUGUCCCAGCAGCCGGCCGGGGCCUCCCUGAUCCUGCAGGACAACAACAGCCUGGCCUCCUACGGCAUCUACUACGACACCACGCUGCUGCUGCUGCACACCCAGCCCCAGCAGAUGGAGAUCUUUGUGAAGGACAUCAAGAACCAGACGAUGACGUACACUGUGAAGCCCACUGACACCGUCUUGCAUCUGAAGACGGAGAUCAACACCCGCCAGGGUAUCCCUGUGAAGCAGCAGCGCCUGACCUACGACUCCAGGAACCUGGAGGACCACCAUAGGCUGGAGCACUACAACGUCCAGCCCAAGAGCACCAUCUUCCUGCUUCUGCAGCUGCGGGGGGGAGUGGGGCCCCAACACACCGGCUGCCAGCCCUCCUGAGCACCCCCAGGCACCAGCCCGCUUUGCUGUAUCCUCCCCCCCCCCCCAUCCCAUCCCAUCUUAUUUCUCC
Oxyura jamaicensis (ruddy duck) is the source of this 1420-nucleotide messenger RNA. RefSeq names its product 2'-5'-oligoadenylate synthase-like protein 2. The transcript is spliced from 5 exons. Gene Ontology annotation, cellular component: cytosol; membrane; nucleoplasm. The annotation marks the transcript as partial. Gene Ontology annotation, molecular function: 2'-5'-oligoadenylate synthetase activity; protein binding; double-stranded RNA binding. Lineage: Eukaryota; Metazoa; Chordata; Aves; Anseriformes; Anatidae. The record is from RefSeq and is a predicted model, not a curated record. Gene Ontology annotation, biological process: defense response to virus; negative regulation of viral genome replication; regulation of ribonuclease activity.